CGUCUAGUCUAAAAAAAAACAAAAACCCUAACCUAAACACAGUUACAACAGUUGAUUGGAUUUUAAUAAUUGAUUUGCCUACAAUUCGGACUUAAUUACACGUUACUCACCAACGUGCAUACUUAUAAGUUAAUUCCUUAUGAUUUUAGAUUAGUCUCUGACUGCCAGUUUAUUUCCAAAGGAAAGAAAAGGAUCCAACAUUAGUUUGAUAAUGGAUAAUAGUGAGAGUGGGGAUGAGCUAGGGGGCACAUUCCUCACCACUGAAGGUAGCUACAUGGUACAAACAGAUGAAAUGGAUGAUGAAGCGGUUUUGACAGCUGAGAACACAGAUGAUUCAAAUCAUGAUGGGGAACAUAAAAUUGGAAACCCUUUACGUGAACAAGAUAGGUUUUUGCCAAUCGCUAAUGUAGCCAAAAUAAUGAAGAAAGCCAUUCCAGAUAACGGAAAAAUAGCCAAAGAUGCUCGUGAAUGUGUCCAAGAAUGUGUUUCUGAAUUUAUCAGUUUCAUAACCAGUGAGGCCAGUGAUCGGUGUCACCAAGAAAAGAGAAAGACCAUCAAUGGAGAAGAUAUUUUAUAUGCCAUGACUACCCUUGGAUUUGAUAACUAUGUUGAGCCUCUCAAAAUGUACCUACAAAAAUAUAGAGAGGCUACCAAAGGUGAAAAAUCUCUUCACCAAGGAGAUAUGUAUGAUGAAAUCAGUCCAGAUGAAAUGUUUAGUGGACAAACAAUCACUGGAAAUUUGCUCACCGAGCAGAAUGGCCAAACAGAAACGGUUAUUUACACUACGUUUCCUGCAAGUGAUCAUCAAAUUCAGCAAUUUCACAUGGUCUAAAUAUUUGUAUGUUGUUUGUGUGUUGUUUCAUUUUAUUUAUAGAUAUAUAUUUUUUUUAAUUGUAAAAAGAGUAUUUUUCCUAUUACUCUCAAACAUUUUUUUCCACAUUGUACCCUAAAUGUAAAAUAAACUUUGACCAAUUCAUACC
Messenger RNA from Macrosteles quadrilineatus (aster leafhopper), 980 nucleotides. It is a transcript of the gene Nf-YB, whose product is annotated as nuclear transcription factor Y subunit beta. Lineage: Eukaryota; Metazoa; Arthropoda; Insecta; Hemiptera; Cicadellidae. The record is from RefSeq and is a predicted model, not a curated record. Bases 212 to 832 code for a protein of 206 amino acids. Gene Ontology annotation, biological process: regulation of transcription by RNA polymerase II. Gene Ontology annotation, molecular function: DNA-binding transcription activator activity, RNA polymerase II-specific; protein heterodimerization activity; RNA polymerase II cis-regulatory region sequence-specific DNA binding. The transcript is spliced from 6 exons. Gene Ontology annotation, cellular component: CCAAT-binding factor complex; nucleus.